CCACCUCAACCAACCUCGAACGUUCUCGCGCGUCCUCAUUAAACGCCACGUGUCCCCAACACCAAAACACCCUAUAAAUACAACCCGACCCAGUUCGCUCCGCUCCAUCGCGGAGGUCUCCGACGAGCAAAACCGACGACAAUGAAGGUUUAUCAUACUCGUGUUCUUCUUGCUCUCAGUUUUGCUCUGCUGUUUGCUGUUAGGCCCUCGAACGGGUCUCUGCUGCCGCUAGUACUGGAUCGGGUAGGGAGCCCGUUGUCGGAUCAGUUGCCCGACCCGUUUAGGAUACUGGAGCAGAUUCCGUUCGGGCUUGACCGUGACGAUGCGGUGGCUGUGUCGCCGGCGAGGGUUGACUGGAAAGAGACUCCGACCGGGCAUCAGAUCGUGAUUGAUGUGCCUGGUAUGAAGAGGGACGAGCUUAAAAUAGAGGUAGAAGAGAACCGAAUCCUUCGAAUAAGCGGCGAGAGAAAGAGGGGAGAAGAGAAGAAGGGCGACCACUGGCACUGCGUGGAGCGCAGCCACGGCAAGUUCUGGCGACAGUUUAGGCUCCCCGACAAUGUGGACCUCGACAAGGUUGAGGCCAAGCUUGUAGACGGAGUUCUCACCGUGAAUCUCACCAAGUUGGCUCCUGAUCAGAUCAAGGGUCCGAAGGUUGUGAGCAUUGGAGGAGGGGAGAGUGAGAGGGAGAAGCUCGGUGGAGAAGCUAAGAAGACUGAGCUAUGAGGAAUGCUGUUGAGUUUGUGGCUUUUAGUCGAGUGAUGAAGGGAUUUUUGUGUGUCUGUGGGGUUUUUGUGUGUGUCUGUGAAUGAGAGUAUGCGAGGUGUCAUGCAUGUAGUGGAGUCUUGUGUAGAGAAUAAAUAAAGAAUGAGGUGGGCAUGUAGCUAGUGCUGAUCAGAAAACUUGGAUCUCUUCAUUUGAAGAUAUGUUUUGGGGAUCGUAGUAUCGCCAAUCA
Messenger RNA from Asparagus officinalis (garden asparagus), 952 nucleotides. RefSeq names its product 22.0 kDa class IV heat shock protein-like. Gene Ontology annotation, biological process: protein folding; response to hydrogen peroxide; protein complex oligomerization. The transcript is spliced from 2 exons. The record is from RefSeq and is a predicted model, not a curated record. NCBI's taxonomy places the organism in Eukaryota, Viridiplantae, Streptophyta, Magnoliopsida, Asparagales, Asparagaceae. The coding region runs from base 142 to 723 and encodes 193 amino acids.